GGGCGGAAUUCGAGAACAUGGAGAAAUUAAGGGGAUGGGAGGGAUUCGGCUCGGAGCGGGCUACAUGAGCCUUGCCAAGCAAUCUCUUCUCCAGAUCUUUUUAGGACAUGGUACAGUACAUCACAGCUUAUUACAAGAGAUAGGGCGGACAGGAGUUACAUGAACCUCCAGGGUUCCUAAGUUGUAGUAAUAUUCAAUACAUGAACGCAAGUUCAUAUGAGAAGGGCGCCCGCAUAUGAUAAAUGACACACCGACAAGCGAAGAAAAAAAGAAAGUGAUAAAAAAAUUUUCGUCUUUGCCAUUACUUCAUCUAAAUAAUGAUUAAUAGAAACACAUAUGUCCUCACCGCUAAAUAAAAGGCGAUAAAUCGUAAGAAUAACUAAAUAGUCAAAUACAUAAAAUAUGAGUCAAAUAAAAAAAAGCCGCCCCCACAAAACUUAUCAAAGACUCCGAUGGGUCUCGUCCUUAUCCUAGCUACAGUGCUAGGGAAUUAUUUUGCUUGUAACAAAUGGAUACGAAAGCUUUGUUUCCUAGCGGGAUGGCGGGAUGACAAGCAGCAAAGGGGAAGCACGGCAGCGGUGCGUCAGCCAUCAGCCCUGCGAGACCAAGAGAACCUUGGAAGAAGAAGAAAUUUAUUACCGGACGUCCCCGAAGAUGUUGUGGACCAAUCCUGUUGUAGCGCUGAAGAGGCGGUGGGAGGAGAAGGCAUCAUCUCCUUAUGCAACCUGCCAACGGUAGAUGCGUAGCUCCAAUGACAACAACGGUUUAAACGGAAGUUAAAGUGAAGAAGGUAAGCAAUAACGUAGCCUCUUUUGCACCUUUUUGUUGUCAUUUCCUACCUAGGCAA
Molecule: messenger RNA, 847 nt
Organism: Hypoxylon trugodes
Lineage: Eukaryota; Fungi; Ascomycota; Sordariomycetes; Xylariales; Hypoxylaceae
Exons: 1
Coding region: 453-746 (97 amino acids)
Source: RefSeq, a predicted model, not a curated record